Ceutorhynchus assimilis (cabbage seed weevil) is the source of this 2413-nucleotide messenger RNA. Lineage: Eukaryota; Metazoa; Arthropoda; Insecta; Coleoptera; Curculionidae. The record is from the annotation of a GenBank genome assembly.
UUAGAAACAAAAACACGAUUUUCCCCCAGUAGUGUACGAAAUAUUUUAGGGGGGAAACCUGCUUGUUUCUCCACACAGUGUUGUAAAGAACGAGCGCGAGCGCGGUUUGUGUUGUAUGCCAACAGCGAGUCGCUCUGUUUUUCGAAAAAUUCUGUAUGGAAAAAUACAUUUUUCCGCACACCAUUUUUGUCCCAAAAGAUCUAGCAGGGAUUUUCAUAUACCUAAUUUGAAUGCUCUAUAUUGACGUAUAUUCCUUUGUUGUGCAGCUAAAACCCUAAAAUCAAAGAUGCCAUCCCUUCUGGAAGCUCUGGAACAAAAAUACGGAGAUCCCCGAUCGGCCGAUUCGGAUUCCAGUCCCGACGACGAUUCGGUCGGUAUAUCCGUGGCCAUAUUUGUGCCUUGCAAAUCACCUAGAGCUGCCGUACCAGCCCUCCUAGUACUAAACGAUUGUGAUAUAGCUACAGCUGGUGAAAGGGAAGCUUUGGUAGCUAAGUGUUCAAAUGUUGAAGAACUGGAUUUGGCUAAGAAUAAAUUGGAUCAAUGGACUGAGGUUUUUGGGAUUCUGGAACACAUGCCCCGUUUAAAAUUUGUCAAUUUAAGCUUCAACAGCCUAUCGAAGCCGAUAGAUGUUAGCCUGGACAAACGCUGGACCGAAUUGCGGAAUCUUGUAUUGAAUUCGACUCAUGUCAAUUGGGACAGCGUCCAGAAAAUCCUCAAACACUUGCCCAGCUUGGAAGAAUUGCAUCUCAGUCUAAACGACUAUAAUAAUGUGGCUUUGCAUGAAACUUCAACAGACUGUGAUUGCCAGAAUAAAACCGACAAUGAUAAUAAUUGUGAACAACUGCAAAAAAAACAUUCUGUUAUUAGGAUUUUGCACUUUACCGGAAAUCCCGUGCAAAAUUGGCGAGAGAUUACCAAAUUGGGCUGCGCCUUUCCGAAUCUGGACACUUUGGUGCUGGCAGAGUGCCCCAUCAAAUCUUUGGAUAUUAAUAAUGAGGAUCCUCACAAUAGGAACUAUGAAAGUGAUCCGGUGAGGCCUGAAUCGCCUCACGAUUUUUUCAAUUCUUUGAAAGUCUUAAAUUUGAAUUCGACCGAUUUGUCUUCAUGGGACGAUGUUGAACGUUUGGCCAAGUUUCCUUCGUUGCGGUGUCUUCGAUUACAGGGUUGUCCUCUUUGGGAAGGCAACGAGUACACGGAACACGAGCGCAGACAAUUGUUAAUCGCCCGAUUGCCCAACGUCCAAACCCUUAACGGUGGAGGAAUUAUUUCAGCCGAUGAAAGGGAAGAUGCUGAAAGGGCCUUUAUCAGAUACUACAUGGAUAAACCUGAAAGUGACCGUCCUGAAAGAUACUUUGAGCUGGUCCAGAAACAUGGCAAACUAGACCCGCUGGUCAAUGUAGACCUCAGACCGGAAAAACGUGUAAAAAUCACUUUCACUUGCGGCUCAAACAGCGAAGUCCGCUCGGUUGAUAUUUACCGUACUGUGAGCGAUCUUAAGACCCGAUUGGAAGGUUUCGCUGGAUUUCCCGCUUCGAAAAUGCGCCUGUUUUACGUCGACCAGGAUUUGAGAGAUAUACAAGGUCCAGAAAGUAUGCGUUUUCCAUUGAAACAGCUUUUUAGCUACAAUAUUCGAUCCGGAGAUGAAAUUAUUAUUGUGUGCAAGCAGGAGUGUAAAAAGAGGAAUCACAGCGAGUCCAAUAUUUCAGAGAAACAAGAGAGGGCGAUGUACAACCUGUAGCCCCCCCAAAUUAAAACCCAGGCAGCUUUACUGGAUUAUUUUUAACGUAUUUAUUACUAACCCCAAAAUCCUCCUCAAAGAAAAAAGCACUUUUUACUAAAAAAACUGAUUAUAUUUGUUGUUAGAAUUUGUAUUUUACAUUUGGUCCUAAAACUAAGUAAUGAUAAACUGAACCUAAGAUUUGUCCAGCUUUUGGAUAUUAUUGGCAGGACCCUGGAUAUUUUAGUAUUUAGUCAUUUAAGGUUUUUUUGUUUGUUUUAGGCCCAGUUUCACAAUUGGUGGUUAUCAAACUCAUAGUUGCGGGCUGACAACAUUCAAUUAUCUGAGGAUUCACCAAUGGUUUUUGCUAAAGCACACAUUAUGAAACUAGUGUCUUGUGGUUACCGCUGUUUGUGAAACUGGCCCUUAGUAGUUAACAUUUUGUGAUAUUUUUGCCAAGAUUUCUUGAACAUUUUUCUGGGCGCAAAAUAAAACUGCCAUGUAGUUUUAUUCUAUAUUAAUUUGUGUAUUAUUUUUGUUUUAAAUUAUUACUUAUUUGGUGGUUGUAAUUGAAUUUUAUUUUUUUUGAAAAGUAGAGAUUGAUCCGGCUGAUUUUAUAUAUAGUCGAUCUUUGUGAUAAUUUUACUGAAAUAAAUUAGUAUUCGUAAGGUCUGUAUACAAUAAAAACAUCACUAA